Messenger RNA from Camelina sativa (false flax), 573 nucleotides. NCBI's taxonomy places the organism in Eukaryota, Viridiplantae, Streptophyta, Magnoliopsida, Brassicales, Brassicaceae. The record is from RefSeq and is a predicted model, not a curated record.
AUGCGUCGAAUUCUUAGAGAGACUCACCUCAAAGCUGAUGGCUUUUAUGUGGAUGAUAGGGCGAGGUCGAUUGAAGAAGAGAUCCAAAGAGAGAUUGAUGUAGUCUCUCAACCCUCAGAUGGAGCCUCACAAGGAGGUUCCUCUGCCACAGGGUUGACUCGGCUUCAAGAGGAUGAACUGUUCUAUAAGGUAGUACCAUCUCAGAAUGGGAGGAUCUUCGGUCUCGGAGGCAGAAACUACAUCCGUGAGCGUGGAGAAAGCUCAGCUAGUGCAGUGGAAAGGAUCUCUCUUGAACGUCAACUCACAUCCCUUCAAGAGCAGAUGGCUAAUGUUGUGGAAUUUAUGAAGCAAUAUAUGCCUGAAGGUGGCUCACACUCUUUCCCAUCGGCUCAACCAACUAAUAGUACAGGUGCAUCAGUGACCAGCCCAACUCAAGCCAACAACAGGGACAACCGAGAUGCCAAUCCUGAAGAUGCUGACAUCCAUCUCAGUCAUCCCAAUAAUGUGCCUGAUGAGACUCAUGAGCCAGAAGACGAUGACGGUGAUGCAUUUCAAGGUAGUGCCAUCAUCUGA